AGCACGACGUGCUAUGCUCCUUUCCCCUAUAGAAAGUACCCCCAUCCUGAAAUUGAAACUUACCAUAAACACAAACACGAGUAUCCAGACCUCAAAAUGGCAACACCACUUAGAACCCUCUCCUCCGACGACAACGUGGUGAAGUGGUUCGAAGAGGAGAACAUACGGUAUGCCUACUUCCACACCCCCGUCGCCGAACUGUACUGGCUGGUGAGCACUAACCGCCACACGAACAUGCCCGUCAAGUUUCUCAUCCCCGAAGAGACCAUCGACCAAGCCUGCGAGGUCAUCACUCGUCAUGGGCUGGUCGCAUGCCCGUACGGAGUCGACUGUCAGUUGACACGCUCGUUAGCCCAGAUCCCCAGCAAUACUGAUCAUUACCACGCGGCUCUGCCAGCCGACGCCGGCGCUCAAGGCCAGCAGCCCCCCGACGCGAUGGAGAUGGACCAAACGCAGCUAACCCAGCCCCAGCCACAGGACCCAGAUGUAAUGGACCUCGACGAGGAUAUCCCCGCCUUCCCCCCGCCUAGCAGUGCGGGCGCUCCCAACGAAGCCUGCGGCCUGACAAUCCUCCUCUACCCGCAGGAGGACCUGUUCUGGUUCUUCCCCGCCCCGCCGCGCCGUACGGAACUCGACAACAGCUACUGCUACAUCGAAUCGCGGGAGCCGAUCAUCUGCCGGCUCUGGAACUGCCCCGUGGUCACCUACACGCAGCGGGCGUGGGCGGAGACGGUGCUCAUCAACCUGAGCCGCGACCUGGCGACGCGCGCCGGCGUGCCGCAGGCCUACUGGCACGCGGAGCUGAAGCACAUCGCCAUGUUCUGGUACAACGACCAUCCGUCCGUCUACCAGACCGAAACCCCGACGGUCGAGCUCCACCCGCGCAACAUGAUCAAGCCCUACACCACCAUUCUGAGCCUGUUCCGCGAGGCCCUGUGGUUCUACGACCGGGACGGGUUCUCGGACGCGGUCAAGGCGGAGCUUCGCGAGAUGUUCGACGAGCUCGAUCUGAUGGGUCUAUUCCCGCCGGGCCCGGGGAGGAAUGUCGAUCCGUGCAUCGACCACACCUUCACGGGGCAUGGCCCGGUUCCGGCGUAUUUGGAGGGGUCGGUGAAGGGCAUUCGGCGGGACUUUCGGCAGCGGCAGGAUGAUUCGGCCUGAGACGCCGUCGCCUUCGUCCUGGUGUGUAGCGAGUAGCUUUUGUUUUUGGGAAUAUAACACAUUUAGACUCCAGCCAUAUAU
Molecule: messenger RNA, 1242 nt
Organism: Aspergillus uvarum CBS 121591
Lineage: Eukaryota; Fungi; Ascomycota; Eurotiomycetes; Eurotiales; Aspergillaceae
Exons: 1
Coding region: 97-1161 (354 amino acids)
Source: RefSeq, a predicted model, not a curated record